AUGACUAGUUUUAUUUUGAAAGGUAUGGACCGGACGUGUGCUCUUCGUUUGUAGCCACUUAUCGUGCUUCAGAACGACACGCUGUGCAGAGUAGCCGUCGAAAGUCAAAGUAACGUUAGUUUUAUUAUAAACGUUUGCAUAGUUUUAGAUACAGCAUUCUUUUUUGAGUUUACUUUGAUACCCGCGGACCUGCACACCCCGAAAGGACAUUGAACACUGUUAGCUAGCUAACUUUAACUUAGCGUUACUUCACUGUCUGAUUUUCCUGCUUUGUAUAACGUCAACCCGCGUUGCUAUUUUGUUAGGCAACAUUUUUUUUCUUUAACCGAAACGUUGACACAUUAGCCCAGUCGUCUGCUUCGCUGUUUGCAACGAUGAGCCGCGUGAAGGAAGAAUCUCGAAGUGGGUCCCCUCACUGCCCAAAACCCGACGAGUCUGAGGAGCCGCUGGGCACAACCAUGGAGACUGGAGCUUCCAAUGACAUCGGUGUGAAAUGUGAGAAUGCGACAUCUGAGGUGGUCAUCACCAAGGAAAUGGAGGAUGAAGAGAAUAAGCUGAUGGAGGAAGGGGAGAGGAAAGAAAAAGAGAUAAUGGAAAAGGCCCGGCAAACACAGCAGAAGGAGUCUCAUGACAUGCGGUUCAAGAGGCUGCAGCAUUUACUGCAGAAGAGCAACAUAUACUCCAAGUUCUUGCUGACUAAGAUGGAGCAACAACAGAGCGAGGAGAACCUCAGGAAGGAGAGAUCUGAAAAGAAGGCCAAGAAGAACACAAACCGUGCAGAGCCAGAGAAAGAUAAAAAGAAGAGGAGGAGGGUUGACGACUACAAAAUAGCAGACGUCAUGUCAAAAGAAGAAAUCUUGUCGCAAGCCAAGAAAGCAAAAGUGGAGGAAGCGGACAAGGCGCCGGUCCAGAGGAAACUAGAAGCCGAGGACAUCGAGAAGAUGUGCGAUUCCAACCAGGACAUCAAGAACCGCCUGUCGGAGGCGGUGCGAGACAACGCCAAGCAUCUCCUGCAUCCCGACAGGAAGGUGAACGGCGAGCCGGUCCCCGCCCAGCAGCCGCAGCUCUUCACCGGAGGUGUCAUGAGGUCGUACCAGAUAGAGGGCACAGAGUGGCUGAGGAUGCUGUGGGAGAACGGCAUCAAUGGCAUCCUGGCUGACGAGAUGGGACUGGGGAAGACCAUCCAGUGCAUCGCUCACAUCGCUAUGAUGAUAGAGAAGAAAGUGAUGGGCCCCUUCCUGGUGGUGGCUCCUCUCUCCACUCUGUCCAACUGGAUCAGCGAAUUCAAGCGCUUCACGCCAGAGGUGUCAGUGCUGCUCUACCACGGCACCCAGGUUGAGAGGGCCAAGCUGCUGAAGCAGAUCCGCAGACCUCAGGGGGCCCUCAGCAUGUGCCCUGUGAUGCUCACCUCCUUCGAGAUCGCCAUGAUAGACAGAAAGUUCCUACAGCGCUUCCAGUGGAAGUACCUGAUAGUGGACGAGGGCCACAGGAUUAAAAAUCUCAACUGCCGGCUGGUGCGUGAACUGAAGAUGCUGCCAACCGACAACAAGCUGCUACUGACCGGCACGCCGCUGCAGAACAACCUGGCCGAGCUCUGGUCCCUCCUCAACUUCCUCCUGCCAGAGGUCUUUGACGACCUCAAGAGCUUCGAGUCGUGGUUCGACAUCAGCACCAUCGGUGAAGCGGAGACCUUGGUGGCUACUGAGCGUGAACAGAACAUCCUGAGCAUGCUGCAUCAGAUCCUAACUCCAUUCCUGCUGAGGAGGCUGAAGUCAGACGUGACACUGGAGAUUCCUCCGAAGAAGGAGAUCAUUGUGUACGCUCCUCUGACAGCCAAACAGGAGGCCUUUUACACCGCCGCGGUCAACAAAACCCUCGCCAAGAUGCUGGGCCAGGAAAAGUCAGAGGCUCCCGCGGUGUUGACGUCAAGUGGGCGGCCGAAGCGCGGUUGUCGAAAGGUGGUGGACUACAUAGAGCGAGACGGGGACACGCCGUACGACCUGGAGAAAUAUCUGGAGAUGGUCCAAAAGGAGCACGAUCAGCAGAGCUCGUUUCCGGUGCCGGAUGUCCAGAGACCGCUGGAUGCCCAGAUCAACCUGAAGCUGCAGAAUAUUCUCAUGCUGCUAAGGAAAACAUGUAACCACCCCUACCUAGUGGAGUAUCCCCUCGACCCCGCCACACAGGAGUUCAAGAUUGACGAGCAGCUGGUGCAGAGCUCCGGAAAGUUUCUCAUACUGGACAGACUGCUGCCUGCACUGAAGGAACGGGGACACAAGAUUCUGAUCUUCAGUCAGAUGACGUCCAUCCUGGACAUCCUGGUGGAUUACUGCUAUCUGCGGGGCUUCCAGUACAGCCGACUGGACGGCAACAUGUCCUAUUCCGACCGAGAUGAAAACAUGACCAAGUUUUCCAAAGAUCCUCAGGUGUUCCUCUUCCUGCUGAGCACCAGAGCCGGAGGACUCGGGAUCAACCUGACGGCCGCCGACACCGUCAUCAUCUUCGACAGUGACUGGAACCCCCAGGCCGACCUGCAGGCUCAGGACCGCUGCCACCGAAUCGGGCAAACCAAACCGGUGGUGGUGUACCGGCUGGUCACGGCCAACACCAUCGACCAGAAGAUCCUGGAGAAGGCCUCGGCCAAGAGGAAGCUGGAGCAGAUGGUCAUCCACAAGAAUCAGUUCAAAGGCGGGAAGGCAGCGCUGAGCCACAGCAAGAGCUGCAUCGAUCUGGAUGAGCUGAUGUCGCUGCUCAAAGCCAGAGGCACACAGAAGGAGGUGAAAGCAUCGAGGGGGAAAGUGAUCAGCGACAAGGACCUGCAGCUCUUGCUGGAUCGUAGCGAUUUGCUGGACAAAGCAAAGGAGAACGUGAAGAAAGAGAAGGCGGGAGUCUUCAAAGUGAUUGAUGCCAAAGAGUCGUCGGAGAUCACGUUAACCUGAGAACACUCACUCAUUUGUAGACUUUUUUUGUUUUUUCUCUUUUACUUUAACUGUCUCGAUAGUACGAAAGUCUUCAGUAUACAUGUUCUUCAUGUCUCUUUUUUUUUUAUAUAUAAAUAAACUGAUUUCAUGACU
Anarrhichthys ocellatus (wolf-eel) is the source of this 3071-nucleotide messenger RNA. It is a transcript of the gene hells, whose product is annotated as helicase, lymphoid specific. Gene Ontology annotation, cellular component: pericentric heterochromatin; nucleus. The transcript is spliced from 23 exons. Gene Ontology annotation, molecular function: chromatin binding; ATP binding. Bases 375 to 2936 code for a protein of 853 amino acids. The record is from RefSeq and is a predicted model, not a curated record. Lineage: Eukaryota; Metazoa; Chordata; Actinopteri; Perciformes; Anarhichadidae. Gene Ontology annotation, biological process: DNA methylation-dependent constitutive heterochromatin formation; lymphocyte proliferation; pericentric heterochromatin formation.